Neltuma alba is the source of this 2061-nucleotide messenger RNA. RefSeq names its product ABC transporter G family member 11-like. NCBI's taxonomy places the organism in Eukaryota, Viridiplantae, Streptophyta, Magnoliopsida, Fabales, Fabaceae. The transcript is spliced from 8 exons. The record is from RefSeq and is a predicted model, not a curated record. Gene Ontology annotation, cellular component: membrane. Bases 52 to 2061 code for a protein of 669 amino acids. Gene Ontology annotation, molecular function: ATP binding; ABC-type transporter activity; ATP hydrolysis activity.
UCUCUUCCACCUUCCUCCCUUAUAACAGACACAGAAAAUAGAAAAUAUUCCAUGGCUUCCCUUCUUCAUCCACCUGUAGCACCAGAUAAUAACUCUAAAGUUGUAGAACUACAAACCAGUCUAGAGUUUAUUACUACAUUUGAGAACACGGUGAUCCAGCCAACAGAUAGAAGCAAAGGUACUCAGAGAGAGGAUGAGGGGGUUUUCACGACAUGGGAAGACUUGUGGGUGACUGUUGGAAGCGGAAAGAGUAAAAAACCAAUAUUGCAGGGUCUGACUGGGUAUGCCAAGCCAGGACAGCUUUUGGCCGUAAUCGGUCCUUCAGGAUGCGGCAAAACCACACUCCUUGAUGCUUUAGCAGGAAGAUUAGAUUCAAACAUGCAGCAAACAGGGAAGAUUCUAAUCAAUGGACACAGACAAGCACUAGCAUAUGGAACAUCAGCAUAUGUCACCCAAGAUGAUGCUAUGUUGUCAACCUUAACAGCCGGGGAAGCUUUAUAUUAUUCAUGCCAGCUCCAACUUCCAGAUUCAAUGUCCAUGGAAGAGAAGAAGGAGAGAGCGGAUUCUACACUCAGAGAAAUGGGUCUACAAGAUGCCAUCAACACAAGGAUUGGAAGGUGGACUUCAAAAGGCCUUAGCAGUGGACAAAAGAGAAGACUUAGCAUUUGCAUUGAGAUUAUAACACGCCCGAAACUUCUAUUCCUCGAUGAACCAACUAGUGGUCUUGAUAGUGCAGCUUCUUAUUAUGUUAUGAGCAGAAUUGCCAGUCUAAACAUAAGGGAUGGCAUUGAAAGAACAAUUGUAGCAUCUAUCCAUCAGCCUAGCAGUGAAGUUUUUCAACUUUUCCAUAAUCUCUGCCUUCUGUCUUCUGGUGAAACAGUAUAUUUUGGCCCUGCAUCUGAGGCAAAUGAGUUCUUCGCUUCAAAUGGUUUUCCUUGCCCAAGCCUCUACAAUCCUUCUGAUCAUUUCUUAAAGAUCAUAAACAAGGAUUUUGAGCAGGAUCCUGAAGAAGGCUUUGGUAAAAGAGUAACCACAGAAGAAGCGAUUAAUAUCCUUGUGGAGUCCUACAAGUCAUUUGAAAUUCGCAAACAAAUUCUGAAGGAAGUGGAAGACAUAAGCAAAAGUGAUUCUGAUGCAUUUGGGAAAAAGAGAACCCAUGCUGCAUUCGUUACCCAGUGCCUUGUUCUUAUAAGAAGAUCUUCCCUGCAUAUGUACCGGGACAUAAGCAAUUACUGGUUACGUCUUGCUGUGUAUGUUGCAAUAGCUAUAAGUCUGGGUACGAUAUUCUAUAACGUGGGCUCAAGUAUUGAAUCUAUUCAGGCUAGAGGAUCGCUGCUCACAUUUUUUAUUUCAGUCCUCACUUUCAUAACCCUUAUCGGUGGAUUCCCUCCAUUUUUAGAGGAAAUGAAGGUAUUUAAACGAGAGAGGUUGGAUGGACACUAUGGUGUUACUGGUUUUCUGAUUGGCAACACAUUAUCUGCUAUUCCAUACAUGCUACUGAUAUCUCUGAUACCUGGAGGAAUAGUUUAUUGCCUUUCUGGCCUGCACAAAGGACUUGAACACUUUUUGUUCCUGACUUCUGUGUUGUUUGCCACUGUUAUGUCUGUUGAGAGCCUCAUGAUGGUUGUUGGGAGCUUCUUCUCCAAUUUCAUAAUGGGGAUGAUCAUUGUCGGUGGAGUUCAAGGAGUCAUGAUAUUACUUGGUGGUUUCUAUAGACUGCCAAACAAUCUCCCCAAACCAUUUUGGAGAUACCCUUUAUAUUAUGUUUCAUUCCACAAGUAUGCCGUCCAAGGGUUGUUCAAGAAUGAAUUUGAAGGUUUAACAUUUGCCAGUGAUCAUGAUGGAGACAGCAAAACCACUACUGGCAGGGAAAUUCUGACAAACACAUGGCAAGUGGAAAUGGGCUACUCUAAGUGGGUUGACCUUGCAAUCCUGCUUGGAAUGAUUGUUCUAUAUCGGCUUCUAUUCCUGGCCAUCACUAAGACCAAGGAGAAUGCAAAGCCUAUGGUUGCAGCUAUUGGUUGUCCCCCAAGCAAAAUCAUGGUGACCCGCAGAGAUUAG